GCAUUGUAUUCGCUGGCAUCAGAUAAUAUUAAUAUCCCAUGAGAAUAAAAUGAAAAGAUUGGAUCAGAUGCGCAAACGAUCACCAACAGCGGGAUCCAAAUGUUCCAAGAGCCUCCAGAGCAAAACUGUGUCCCCAAACGCCAUCUCAUGGUCGGAGACUGAGGAAGGAGGUCUUCGAGAAGAUCCCAGUGAUGAUGACAAAAGGCAAUAUAAGGGGACAAGAUACAUCACAGAAGACCUGAUCAGGAGAUUGACUAAAUGUGAAAAUUUAGUCCUUGUGGGGACCCUGAAUUUGUCUACGUCUGCAGGAAGUGACAAACAAUUUCGAUAUAUUGAAAAUUUGGAUAAGUGUGAGCGCUUACACGUUCUCAACCUCAGUAACAACAGGAUCGAGAGAAUCGAGAAACUAGAGAAACUAUGUCAAUUACGGGAACUCCACCUUUCCAGUAACAGGAUACGAAAAAUUGAAGGUCUAGAGCACAUGACAAAUCUUCAGGUUCUGAAUUUGGCCUUCAACAACAUUGAACAUCUUCCAGUUUGGAUAGCAAAGAAGCUCAGAUCUCUUCAUACUAUACAUCUACAGAGAAACAAGAUAUUCUCACUUCAUGAGAUAACUAAACUGAAGCCCCUGAAGAACCUGACAGGUCUGUCAUUAGCAGAAAACCCCAUCUCCAGCCUGCCCCAUUAUCACCUCUUCCUAAUCUUCCAUGUGAGGUCACUGGAAAUGUUGGAUGGACAACCAAUCAGUCCACAGGAAAGAGAGCAAGCACAUCAGCGCUUUCACAUGGAGGAAGUGGAGCGUUUGGAGCAAGAGCUUGAGUUGAGAGCUGAAGAGACUGCACAGCUUCAGAGAGAGCGUACCACAGCCCUGGAAGAACUAGAGCGGCGGGAAACGCUCAACCAAAACCUGAGGCAACAGCAUCAGGAACAACAACGGAGCCGUGAGGAACUCCGGAGAGAACUUGACACCAAAUCUGAACUGACAAUUUCCUGUUCAGCUCUCUCUUCUCACUCCAUGCUUUUGUCACCUGCUCUAAAGCUUCCACAUCAUACUCCUCUGCUGGAUUCUCUCUGUCAGCUGAAGCAGAAAACAGUGGAGUUGACCCGGGCCUGUCAGAAACACUAUGAGCUUGAGCAGGAGUUGGCUUUUCACAAAAUAGAUGCCAAGUUUGAACCUCUUCCGUUUUAUCCAGAUCCUGAUGUGGAGGUGGAGAACCUUUCUAGCGAGAGUCCAUACAUAGGAAAGUCUCGUCAGAAAAGGAACAUCACAUUUCAAUCAGAGACGGAUAGCAUGGGUGCACAAAACCAGCAGCAGCCUGCCUCAGCGGACCUGACUGAGACAGACACCCCAGGAGAACAUGCUCAGCUUAGAGCUGAGGAGCGAUUACAGCAGUUGCAUAAAGAAAUUGAGGCAAAAGAGCAGCAGAUCCUUAAAGCCAGUGAAGAGCUCCGGCAGCUAGAGGAGACAGUUUCUCAGAGAUGGAUCUGUGAGGCUGAGAAGGAUCAGCUCAGGCAGGAGCUUCAGAGGAGGAUACAGAGGCUGGGAGAGAUGAGAGGAGAGAUGGAGGCUGUGGAGAGGCAGCUGGACAGACUGAAUGCUGAGAGGAACCAAGCCCAGGAGGAAAUGGACCAGCUGCAGAAUCUACUGCACAGCCUGGAUCCCAGUGACCCCAGACAUGCCCAUGUAAAGGCUCAGUUGUCCAAGAAGACACAGCUGCUGGCCAUCAUGAGCAGAAAGCACCAGGAACUGGAGAGCAGGCUGGAUGACAUGAUCACACGCAUCUACAAGGAGACACAGGAGAUAAAAGAACUAGAGCAACAACUUACUGAUGGUCAGAUCGCUGCUAAUGAAGCACUCAAGCGUGACCUGGAGGGCAUCAGCGCAGGUCUCCAGGAGUAUCUGCAGGGGGUGAAGGACCAAGCACGAAGAGCCAAGUUAGAUUGCAGGCAUCUGCAGAGGGAGAAAGACGCUCUGCAAUGCCUCCUAUGUGAGAAGGAGCAGCAAUGCACACAGCUGCAGAAAGAAGCUCUGAGUGCUAAAAGCGCACAGGAGGAGCUGCAGCAUCAGCAGCAGGAGUUGGAGGAUCUGAGGAAGGAGAAUGAAGAGCUGAAGCAGGCUCAGGGGCAGGUCAGUGAAUAUGAGGCAGAGCUGGAGACUCAACUGCAGGAGAGAGAUACUGAGGCCACACAGCUGAAGGAGGAGCUGAACAGACUGCGUCGACUAAGUAAAAUGGAGCACUCUGCACUGCAGGCAGAGUUGCAGAAAGAAAGACAGGCAAAAGAGAACGCUUUGGCACAGAUGCAGAUGGCUGCCGACAGAGAGCUUGAGAACACAGAGCUUCAGCAACAGGUCAACGCUCUCCAGCAGGAAAGAGACAGUCUUAAGGAGAAGGUGGAUGCUCUUCAGUGUGAUUUGGAGCAGGUUAGGGAGGAGCUGCUUUGCCCGGAAAGUGUGGCUAAACAUUUAGGAGAGCUGAGAAGAGCCAUAGCUACAGGACAAGAAAUACUACGCUUUGAAGACCUUGGAGAACCAGUGAAUAAGAAAUUCAUGGAGCUACAACAGGAGGUGCAUCAUGUGGUAUCUGCUGCUCAGAGAGAUAGAGACGAGGCCCAGCGCUGUCAAGAGAGAUUUGCUGGAGAGAUGAGUUCGCUCACAGAGAGACUCGGGAAGUACCAAGAAAGAUACCAGGUUCAGCAGGCAGCAGAGAGACGGGGUGAGGAGGUGGAGCUCCAUAGAUUGAGGAAGGAGCUGGAAGAUGCUCAUCAGCAGCAGUACUUGAUGCUGCAGCGUUUAGAGGAGACGGAAAUGGACAGGGACCGUCUUCUUGCUGAAUUAGAAGAACAAGAUAAACAGGUGAAAGCUGAAGAGAGCCAGACUCAGGAGCAGCUAGAAUCUCUCAGUCUGGAGUUGCAGGCGCUCAGGAGCUCUUUUUCCUCUGCUGACAGAAUGGCUGCCCAACAACUGACUGCAGCAAAGGACAAACUUCACUCUCUUCAUAGCACUAUAGAGAAAAUACAUCAGGAGAGAGCAGCGAAUGCAGAGGAGUUACAAAGCAGCAGGAUUCAGGCUGCCCAGGCCAUUCAGGACUUGGCUAAUGCUGAAACAGAAAUCAAGGUUCUCCAGAAGCUUUCGAGAGAUAGGGUUCAUGAGACAGAUUGGAAUCUCCACAGUGUCCCAAACUCUAGUAUUCAACAGCAAGAAUUGGACAGAUUAAACCAAACCUUGAAAAGACAACAGGCCCAAACCAAACGUCUCAGAGAUCAACUAGCACAAGCAAACAAAGCUAACAACGUAAAUCUAGAAGAGCUUCUGGAAGAGAUUGGAGCACUGAGGGAGACUCUUCUACAGCAGAAUAACUUCCUGUCCAGUUUAGGAGAUCCCCUGCCAAACACAGGAUGUUGGUACUAUGUCCCGUCAAAUCAAAAUGCCCCUAGUUUUGGAUCUCAGGGCACACAAGACUCAGGACUGGGCUCUGUGCACCCACAGUCCCCUGAGAGAGGCCGGCGGUCUGGCCACAGAGCACACAGGGAGAGAAGACUUGUUAAUGGAGGAUACUGGGUCUAUUCCCCCCAUCCUCACACUCAUGGAAAGAGAGAUGCACAGAUGUUCAGAGACAGUGGAAGAGAGAGCGAUAUAGAGACACGCUUCACGCCUCCAUCAGUCUCUGCUGGAUUUACUCUACCUGAUGGUACUGCUUUUCCUCCUGGUUCAUUUAUCUACAAUCACCAUGCGCCUGGACUUCCCAUUGGCUCAAGUACAGUCCUCUAUGGGCCGCCCCCUGAUGGAGCCAGGCUGAUGUACGGACCUCCUCCCAGCAAUCUGACUAUUCCUCUGGUGCCCAGUGGGACGCUGCACUGUAAUGUGCCUGGACAUCAGGUCUUGGAGCGACAUCUGAAGAAGGCAGAGCAUAGGCUGAAAGAGGAGUGCGCUGAUAGAGCUCACAGUGAUAAAGAACAGCAAGCACUUCAAGAAAAAACAGCAGACCUACAGCGGGAAAUCAAAUGCCUGCGCAGGACUGUCCACACACUGCAGCGCCACAUGAGUGGGCUGGAAGGCUCCUUAUCACAUGCAGAGGAGGAGCAGUGUGUGCUGGGAGAGGUGGAGUGUGUGGAGAAGACCCUGCUGAAGCGCAGAGCGGAGCUCAGAGAGGUUGACAGGCUGCUGCUAGAGGCUGAGACACAGCUCAAAGACACUCGAGCCAAGACUAAAGAAAGCGUACAGCGCUACAAUGAGGCUAGGAGGCGAGUGAAAGAGACAGAACGAGAGCUGGUGGAGAUGGAACAGAGAGCUCAAGACGGUGCCACACAGCUGGUGCAAACCAAACAACAGCUCAGGAAUCUUCAAGAGGAGGUUAAGGAGCUGCAGAAAAGAAAACAGGACCAAGAACACACUCUACACGAAGUAGAGGAGGUCCUCGCAUGUCAAGAUGCAAAGUUUCAAGAAGUCAACAGAAGGUUGGAGAGAGCGACUGACAGACUGGAAACAGCUGAGAAAGAGCUCAGAGAGACCCAGAGCCUGGAGGUGAAACUCUUGCAGAGCUGCAGAGAGACAGAAGAAUGUCUAUCACGACGCAAAACAGAGCUGGACCAAGUCAGCGCUCGGGUGGUGUUGCAGCAGGAGGAGCUGUCUUUGCUGGACAGGAAGCUGGAGCAAUGGAAGAAGGAAGAGGAAGUGUUGAGAAUUAGUGUGGAGAAACACAGGCAGGGCCUGUUGGAUGUGCUCAGACAGGGAGAGGAGGAUGCCCAACUCUUACACCAGCGCAUUCAGGAGCUCCGUGUGGAUGUGCAGUCUCUGGCCGUGCAGAAGGGAGAGCUGGACUCUCAGCUGUCCGAGAAGAAAAACAGACUGGCACAGUAUAAGAAAGAGCAGCAGAAGGAGGAGGAAACCCUGCAGAACCUCCAUUCAGCCAUCAAAAAACAUAAAGCAGAGCUGAAGCAUGUGUUGGAAAUGGUCCGGUUGGAGACAGGGGAAUUAGAGGGUGUGGAGCUUCAGCAGAGCCAGAAACUGGACCAGCUAGAGAGGAGCCAGGAAACUCUGCUACAGGUGCGUGUAGAACUGCAGCGCGUGCAGCAGGAGCUACAGGAGCAGCGUGGGGAGGCUGAGAGACAGAUGAACCUGCUGGAGAAAGAGAGAGUAGAGCUGCACACCCUCCAACAGAAGUGCCUCGACCCGCAACAGCAAACAGACACAGCAGUCCAAGAGAGGAGCAGCCUGCAGGAACAGUGCAGAAACCUGGAGGCCAUGCGGACACAUGCACAGAGGUGUUUGGAAGCAACAGAGACGAGGGCGAGGACUGCAGAAACAGAGCUGCUUAGACUACAGACUGAGCUGGACAAACUACAACAGGACCAGAAACACGCACACAAUAAACAUCAGGAGAUCAACAGGGACACGGCAGCCAUGCAGCAGCAGCAUGAGGAGGAGUUGAGCAGAUUGAAGAAACAGCUGGUGGAAUCUCAAACUCGGUUAGAUGAGAUCAGAGAGGAGGUGAAGGCUGCGAGAAGGCAGCGGGAAGAGCUAGUGAAGCAACAGAAGGAGCAAAAGGCUGAACUGCAGGAGAAAGAGGAGAAGAUCAAGAGGAGACAACAGAAGCUGGACAGACUAAAUCAACAGCUGCAGGAGCUCAAGGCAGAAGUAGUCAUGAAACAGACACAGCUUCAAGAACAUGAAAAGCUGAUGAGAGUGCAGCAGCAGCAGAGCACUGAUCUGGAGCAGCAGAAGCUGCAGGCAGUAGAGAGCGCUCUGGGCCUCAGGCUGGACCGGAUGGAGCAGAUCGCUGCCGCAGAAAUGGACCUGAAGAGGGAGCGCAAACAGUGCACUGCACUACAAGAGCAGGUGGAGAAACUAGAGCAGGAGGUGUGUGAGCGGGACUCCAGACUCCUGCAUGCUGUUGAAGAGACCCACCGCCUGCAGGACGCUCUGCUGUCUGACAGCACCAGCGCUGAGGGACGUCAGGAGGCCCAGAGGAACCACAGCCACUCAAACAGGCAAAAACUGCAGGGAGUGGAAAAGCUGCAGAGCCAAGAAGAGGGCAGCACUCAGCUACGUGAGAUCAAGGACAGCAUGCACUCUCUGAGGUCCCAGGUGAAAGCAGAGCUUGACAAUGGGCUGAGGGAGCUGGAGUCGCCCUCUAGUGCCUCCUCAGACACAGACAGCCUGAAAGAGAACCGUCCCGGUGUGGGGAUCCCAGCAUGCAACACUAAGGAUGAACAGUGGCGAGGUGACAAGCUGAGGGAGAGACUGAGGCAGCAGGAGGACCACUUAAAGGUUCAGCUGCGCAGACGCAUGUUCUCUCAACAGGAAGCUCUGAGUCAGCGCAGACUGCAGACUGAAGGCAGCAUUCAGGGCCUGCGCAGACAUGUCGACGAACUGGACCGGCGCCUCAGCAACUCUUCCAAAGACUCCUAUUAUUUGGAUGACCAGGAAGCUCUGCCAAAACAUGCCAAUGUAAUUGAUCAGAAACAAUGCUCCACUGUCCCUUUUGUAUUGACAUGAGCAAAUAUUUGCAUAUGCAGAAACGUAACCAAGCAGCAUAUAUAAAGAAGGAACUAAUUUCCAUUAUUUUUGUCAGAUUAUGAAAGCAGGUGGUUACAGAGGAGCAGCUGGAUUAAACCCGCUUCUACCAGAAACAAGCACGCAGAAACCACUGAGCCAAAUU
Molecule: messenger RNA, 6659 nt
Organism: Sinocyclocheilus rhinocerous
Lineage: Eukaryota; Metazoa; Chordata; Actinopteri; Cypriniformes; Cyprinidae
Product: centriolin-like
Exons: 42
Coding region: 50-6496 (2148 amino acids)
Molecular function (GO): protein binding
Source: RefSeq, a predicted model, not a curated record